UCAGUCAUGCUGUAACUUCCUGCAAAAGCGUGUGUCGAUUUUUUGGAAUCAAAAAUGGAUUUUAAAAGGAAAGCAGUAGAAACUGCGGUUGUUCCAGUGAAGAAACCUCGAACUGACAUCACAGCAUAUGGUGCAGGACAGAGUGGAGCCCUGAUAGAAUCGGGCCCACCAAGGCUCUCUAACCUGGAGGCUCCUAUAAUGCAGCUGAGUGGACAUGAGGGUGAAAUCUACACAGCCAAGUUCUCCCCUGAUGGACAGAUGAUAGCAUCUUCAGGAUUUGACAGAUUAAUUUUGUUCUGGACUGUGUACGGUGAAUGUGAAAAUUUUGCUGUAUUGAAAGGACAUACAGGAGCAGUCAUGGAACUUCAGUUUUCAACAGAUGGAAACUCACUGGUCACAGCAUCCACUGACAAAACUGUUGCAUUCUGGGAUGUUGAAGUUGGGGAGAGGAUCAAAAAGUUGAAAGGUCACACAACAUUUGUUAAUUCAUGUCAGAUUGCCAGACGAGGCCCACAGCUCAUUUGUAGUGGAAGUGAUGAUGGUACAAUCAAGCUUUGGGAUGCAAGGAAAAAGGGGUGUCAGCAGACCUUUCAGAGCACAUACCAAGUCACUGCUGUGUCGUUCAAUGAUACUGCAGAGCAGGUCAUAUCAGGAGGGAUUGAUAAUGAUAUAAAGGUUUGGGAUCUGAGGAAGAAUGACAUUUUGUACCGAUUACGAGGUCAUACAGACACGGUGACUGGACUUCAACUCAGUCCCGACGGAUCUUAUCUUCUGUCAAACUCCAUGGAUAACACAGUAAGAAUUUGGGAUGUGCGGCCAUUUGCUCCCCAAGAGAGAUGUGUGAAGGUUUUUCAAGGACACCAGCAUACUUUUGAAAAAAAUCUAUUGAGGUGUGCCUGGUCACCAGAUGGCAGUAAAAUAUCAGCAGGCUCGGGGGACAGGUACCUGUACAUCUGGGAUACUACAUCUCGACGAAUACUAUACAAGUUACCAGGGCAUGCAGGGUCUGUGAAUGAUGUAGGCUUCCAUCCUACAGAACCAAUAGUUAUGUCAUGUUCCAGUGACAAGAAGAUUUAUCUUGGAGAAAUUGAAUGAAAUUUUGAGAUUGGGUGCAUGUACAAAGUGUUCUUGAUGACAAAAGGGGCACCUGUAAGUGGCAGCAGUAAAAUUUACAGUGAGUCUCCAGAGUCAAACAACAUAGACAACAGAAGUAAUUCCUGUGUUAGUUUGAUGCAUAGGUAUUGACACAACUAAUGGAGGAUGAAAGCACACAAUACAUAGCUAUUUGUGAGGUUGAACAAAGGUUAUGCAUCACAAUUCCAUUAUGAUUCUGUGCAAGUGAGUGAAGAGAUUUUAUUGUAGAAGUUGACAUAUUGAUAUUUGUAUUUGCUGAAAUGUUGGAUCUGAGAGUAUUCAUUGAUUCUUUUGGUAUGAAUGUUUAUUUCCAUUUUAAACAUUGAUCCCAUACACACACUUGUAAUUUUGUUAAAAUAAUAAAUGAAAAGACUUCAAUUUAAUAAUAAAAGCAUUUUCUUUAUUAAAAUUUUCAGUGUCAAUUAUAAAGAUGGUUUAUCAUUUAUCAAUGCUUUCAUUCAAUACAGCGCAUUCAUAAAUAAAAUCAAAAUCUCACAAA
Messenger RNA from Magallana angulata, 1633 nucleotides. RefSeq names its product U5 small nuclear ribonucleoprotein 40 kDa protein-like. Gene Ontology annotation, molecular function: protein binding; RNA binding. The record is from RefSeq and is a predicted model, not a curated record. The coding region runs from base 55 to 1095 and encodes 346 amino acids. NCBI's taxonomy places the organism in Eukaryota, Metazoa, Mollusca, Bivalvia, Ostreida, Ostreidae. The transcript has 9 exons. Gene Ontology annotation, cellular component: catalytic step 2 spliceosome.